CCACAAACCGCAGCCCGGGGGUGCCGAUCACAACCAGCGGCACCGCUCCCGGCGGGGGGCGGGCGCUACCCCGGGGCCGCCCCUGCCCACCCCGUCCUUCCCGCGCCCGCGGGGCCCAGCUCCGCCCGCCGCCGCGCUCAACAUGGCUGCCGCGCCGGGGAGGGGCCUGCGGGGCCGGGGGAGCUCGGCGCGGUUCGCUCCAGCGGUUACACAACACGCCCCGUUUUUCAAAGGCACGGCUGUUGUUAACGGAGAGUUCAAGGAGCUAAGCCUGGAUGAUUUCAAGGGGAAAUAUCUGGUCCUCUUCUUUUACCCCCUGGACUUCACCUUUGUCUGCCCGACAGAAAUUGUGGCUUUCAGCAACAAAGCAAAUGAAUUUCGUGAUGUGAACUGUGAUGUGGUGGCAGUUUCUGUGGAUUCUCAUUUUUGUCAUCUGGCCUGGAUAAAUACACCACGAAAGAGCGGCGGUUUGGGCAAAAUGAAUAUUCCAGUUCUGUCAGACCUCACUAAACAAAUCUCCCGUGAUUAUGGCGUGCUGCUAGAGGGACCUGGCAUAGCGCUAAGGGGUCUCUUCAUCAUUGAUCCAAAUGGGAUUAUCAAGCAUCUGAGUAUCAACGAUCUCCCCGUCGGUCGCAGCGUGGAGGAGACGCUCCGCCUGGUGAAAGCAUUCCAGUACGUGGAAACGCACGGAGAGGUUUGCCCUGCAAACUGGACUCCAGAUUCCCCUACA
Molecule: messenger RNA, 730 nt
Organism: Mesitornis unicolor (brown roatelo)
Lineage: Eukaryota; Metazoa; Chordata; Aves; Mesitornithiformes; Mesitornithidae
Gene: PRDX3
Product: peroxiredoxin 3
Exons: 5
Biological process (GO): cell redox homeostasis; cellular response to stress; response to oxidative stress
Cellular component (GO): mitochondrion; cytosol
Molecular function (GO): thioredoxin peroxidase activity
Source: RefSeq, a predicted model, not a curated record